Molecule: messenger RNA, 399 nt
Organism: Triticum turgidum subsp. durum (durum wheat)
Lineage: Eukaryota; Viridiplantae; Streptophyta; Magnoliopsida; Poales; Poaceae
Source: the annotation of a GenBank genome assembly
AUGGCGUCCUCCCUCAGGGCAUUGCUUGUUGAGGAUACGGCAGUUCAACGCAUGGUUGUCUCCGCCAUGCUGCGCAAUCAGUUUCACUGCGAGAUGACUCUGGCGAAGAAUGGGAAAGAAGCUGUUGACAUGUUCCUCGAGGGCAACACGUUUGAUAUAGUUUUUUGUGAUAGGGACAUGCCCAUAAUGACCGGCCCGGAGGCAGUUGUGAAGAUCCGUGCUAUGGGAGCCACUGAUGUGAAGAUCGUGGGGCUGUCUGAUGAUGAUAAUGCCAUGGAGGCGUUCAUCAGCGCCGGCGCCGAUGAUUUCGUGCCCAAACCAGUGAGGCCUGAGACUCUGGGGCCUAUGAUUCAGGAGGUCAUCAAUAAGAAGCUAGAACAGUUAGCGACGCUUGCUUGA